Onychostruthus taczanowskii (white-rumped snowfinch) is the source of this 1785-nucleotide messenger RNA. It is a transcript of the gene CTSK, whose product is annotated as cathepsin K. Gene Ontology annotation, cellular component: lysosome. Lineage: Eukaryota; Metazoa; Chordata; Aves; Passeriformes; Passeridae. Gene Ontology annotation, biological process: immune response. The record is from RefSeq and is a predicted model, not a curated record. Gene Ontology annotation, molecular function: cysteine-type endopeptidase activity.
GAGGAUGUCCCGGGCCGGAGGAUGUCCCGGGCCGGAGGAUGUCCCGGGCAGGAGAAGGUCCCGCACCGGGAGGAUGUCCCGGGCAGGAGAAGGUCCCGCACCGGGAGGAUGUCCCGGGCAGGAGCCGCCACCGGCCCCGCGCCGGUGCUGACUCAGCUCGUCCCGCAGCAUCACGUGAAGCCGGGGGCAGCCCCCGCGUCCCCCCUCCUUGUCCCCUCCUUCCCUCCAGCCCAUCCAAACCCGAUGCUUGCCAAAAUUUUCCGGCUGCCUCCAAACUUCCUCAAUCCGGCAGCAUAAAAGCGCAGCCUCCGUCCCGGCGCUCCCACCGACGGCUCCGUGCUCGCAUCCAGCUGGUCCCCAGGAUGUGGUGGCCCGUGCUGCUGGCCCUGCUGGUCCCCACGGCGCUGGCCCAGCUGCACCCAGAGCCAGAACUGGACGCGCAGUGGGAGCUGUGGAAGAAAACCCACCACAAGCAGUACAACGGCCAGGCGGACGAGGUGACGCGGAGGCUGAUUUGGGAGAAGAACCUCAAAUACAUCAACACCCACAACCUGGAGCACUCCCUGGGCGUCCACACCUUCGAGCUGGCCAUGAACCACCUGGGCGACAUGACCAGCGAGGAGGUGGUGAGGACAAUGACCGGGCUGAAGGUGCCCCGUGGUCGCCAACGCCACAACGAGACACUCUUUGUCCCCGACUGGAGCGAGAGGGCCCCGGCUGCCAUGGACUGGCGCAAGAAAGGCUACGUGACCCCUGUCAAGAACCAGGGCCAGUGUGGCUCGUGCUGGGCUUUCAGCUCGGUGGGCGCCCUGGAGGGGCAGCUGAAGAGGAAAACAGGCAAACUGCUGUCCCUCAGCCCCCAAAACCUGGUGGACUGCGUGGCCAACAACGACGGCUGCGGCGGCGGGUACAUGACCAACGCCUUCGAGUACGUCCGGCAGAACCGCGGCAUCGACUCCGAGGACUCCUACCCCUACAUCGGCCAGGACGAGAGCUGCAUGUACAGCCCCACGGGGAAGGCGGCCAAGUGCCGCGGCUACCGCGAGAUUCCCGAGGGGAACGAGAAGGCGUUGAAGAGGGCGGUGGCCAGGAUCGGGCCCAUCUCCGUGGGCAUCGAUGCCAGCCUGCCCAGCUUCCAGUUCUACAGCAGGGGCGUGUACUACGACGAGAGCUGCAACGCUGAGAACAUCAACCACGCCGUGCUGGCCGUGGGCUACGGGGCACAGAAGGGCACCAAGCACUGGAUCAUCAAGAACAGCUGGGGCGAGGAAUGGGGCAACAAGGGCUACGUCCUCCUGGCCCGCAACAUGAACAACGCCUGCGGUGUGGCCAACCUGGCCAGCUUCCCCAAGAUGUGAGCCAGCCCUUCCCUACCCACUGCCCUGCCCUCCAGCUUGGCCUCUUCCCUCCCAGCCUCAAAGAUGACCGUGCUCCCGGGGGGAAUUCUUUGUCUCCGUGAGAAGUUUCCCCUGGGAAGGGGGAGACACUCCCUCUUCACCUGCAGGGAAUGGGAGAUGAGUCCCCUCAACUCUUUUAUUUUUUCCACACUUUGCCAUGUUGGCUUCUGCCUUCCCAUGGACUGUGCUUGGCCUGAUCUGUGGAGGCCAAUCCAGCCAGACAUGCUUCAGGAAACAGGUUCCACACCAGCCUCUGCCUCAGGAGGCCUGGGGUGGAGGUGGAAUAUUCCCAGUGGAGAACACAGAUCCCUCUCCCUCCACCCUGUAUCCCAGUGGAGGCUGCUGAGAAUGAUAUGACUUUAUUUUUCAACUAAAAUUGGGAAUAAGG